GUGUAUGUGUGUGUGUGUGUGUGUGUGUGUGUGUGUGUGUGUGUGUGUGUGUGUGUGUGUGUGUGUAUAAGAUAUUGAGAAAAGAUCACUGGUGAGUGCAGGGUAUUUAGGAGCAGAGAGAAGGAUGAUGUGUUGACCUUUGGAAGCAUCUUACAAAAAAAAAACCUGGAGAACAUGGAAGCCAAAAAGUUCCUCCAUUUUGUGCCAUAUGAAGUUCCACCCACCUGGACGUCCAACAAUGGACAUGUUUUCCAAGAAAUGGAGCUGCAGGAUGGGGAACAGGAGGAAUGUGAGCAAGAUUCACCCGUCACAUGCAAGGAUCCCAUCUCUGACAACCAGAUCCAGAUCAUUGUUUCAGAUCCUGAGUGUCCUGGGCUUGGGCUUUUGAAUACAACAAGAAAAUACGUGAAGCCAAUAAACUUCAAGGAGGAAGUACGUGGCCAAAGAGACCUGGACACCGUCCUGGCCCAGGCCAGUAUCCUCUUGGACGAGAAAGCGGCCACUCUGGACGAGGUCCUGAGGCGAAUGUUAACUCAUAUGGUGGAGGACGGUCAAGGCAGCUACGAUGUGGACAAGGUCAUGAACUUACUGUUCACGGACACAGGAGGGAAGGAGCGUAAUGUUCACCUUCUCUCAGAGACCAUUCAGGGGGUGACUGCUACUUCCACUGGCGUAUGUUACCAGCAGUCCUGGCUUUGUGUUCUCACCAAUGUGAGGAGCCUGCAGAGACGUCAUGUCUGCAUCGCCCGUCUGAUGAGGCCCCAGAACUGGGGAGGCAACUGCUGCGAGGCCCGCUAUGUCCUCCUCAUCCUGGCCCCUCCUCGAACAAAAAGCACCAAGUCGGCCAUCGAACUCAGUAGAACAUUUGCCACAAUUUUCUCCGACAUUUCCGUCAGACAGAAGCUUUUGGAGGUCAAGACCCAGGAAGAGUUCAAAAUGGAACUCGUCUACCAGCGACAGCAGCUCUCCAUAGACCCAGAGAAACCAGUCAUAGAGGAAGUGGAGGACUCAGAUCUACAAAGGGGGAAACCACUUCAGUGCAAAGAGUUCUUUAAAGUCGGUAAAGGGGUUUAUGAUGACCUUCGUCGCCGACUGCCCUACUACCCCUCAGACUUCACAGAUGGCAUAACUGGGAAGGACCGCUGUCUGCUGAUGUACACUACCACUGCUAUUUUCCUCUACAUUGCCAUUCUACUGCCUGCUAUCGCCUUUGGCUCAUUGAAUGAUGAGAGCACAAGAGGAGAGAUAGAUGUGCAGAAGACUAUUGUUGGCCAGAGCAUUGGCGGAUUGAUCUAUUCAUUGUUUGCUGGCUCACCACUCGUUAUUCCACUGACUACUGCACCACUGGCCAUCUUCAUAAGCGUCAUCAGGGGAAUCUGCGACGACUAUCAGCUUGACUUUGAUGCUUUCUACGCCUGCAUCGGUUUAUGGAACAGUCUGUUCCUCAUCCUCGGAGGCUUGUUCAAUGUCAGCCUGUUUAUGAAACUCUUUAAACGCUCAACAGAAGAAGUCAUUACAUUGUUCAUCUCCAUAGCAUUUGUCGGGGAUGCAGUGAAAGGCACCGUCAAAAUUUUCCAGCACUUCUACCAUGGGCCCACACUGGCAACCACAAACAGCACAUUGGUGCUUCAGCAGAUUAACGAGAUUCUAGAGAAGAUGCAGAACCAGUCAGGAAACAUGCCUGAGAAUCGUAAUGAGACUGUGUCACUGGGACACGCAGAAGGACACGCGUCAAUCGUCCUGCCUGAGGCUCUGGUGUUGACAACACGAGAAAGGCCCAUCCUCUGUCUGCUGCUUAUGUUGGGGACUUUGUGGCUGGGAUACGCCCUCUACAUCAUUAAGAGAAACCCAUAUCUGAAUUACAAAAUCAGACUGGUGGUGUCAGACUGCGCUUUGCCGAUCUCUGUGCUGACAUUCUCCUUCAUUGGCUCCUACUUUUUCCAUGACAUACAGCUUCCUAUGUUAAGUGUCCAUGAUGGCCCUAUCUUCAACUUCCCUCCCUUUGAAAAGCUGUCAGUAGUGAACAUACUGAGCGCAGUUGGGCUGGGUUUCCUCCUCGCAUUGCUCAUCUUCAUCGACCAGAACAUCGUCAUCUCACUCACACAUGUACCACAACACAAGUUGCUCAAAGGCACAGCGUUCCACUGGGACUUAAUGCUGACUGGCUUCAUCAACAUCCUCAUGUCCUGUCUGGGGUUGCCAUGGAUGCACGCUGCCUUCCCACAUUCCUCCCUGCACGCCCGUCAGCUGGCCAAAGUGGAACAGCACGCAGAGAACGGACACCACUACACGACUAUUGUCAGUGUGAAGGAGACUCGUCUGACCUCGUUGGUAGCCAACAUCCUGAUCGGCCUGUCUGCGUUCAUGCUGCCCAUUCCUCUGCAGUGGAUCCCCAAGCCUGUCCUCUACGGCCUCUUCCUCUACAUCGCAGCCACUUCGCUUGAUGGGAACCAGAUGGUGGACCGCAUGGCCCUGCUGCUUAAGGAACAGACCUCCUAUCCUCCCACACACUACAUCCGCCGUGUACCUCAGAGGAAGAUGCACUGCUUCACAGCAGUGCAGAUGAUCCAGCUGAUCAUCCUGUGUGCUUUUGGGAUGUAUCCCCUGCCCUACAUGAAGAUGUUUGUCCCCCUUCUGAUGAUUUUGCUGGUCCCUGUCAGGACCAGCCUGCUUCCCCGAGCAAUCGACGGCAAGUAUCUGGAUGUCAUGGAUGCUCAGCACAUGUAGAACAGAGCACACCAUAUGAAAGGAUUAGUUUUCUCCGGUAGGAAUGGAAACAGACUGAUUGUGUUAACAACUAAACAAAAUGCAUUUGGACUUCAAGAUUUGGAGGCGAGCUCUGUGCUGGUGACUGGAAGAAUAUUUACAUCCCUCUUAAGCGGUCUUAUUGUUCCAUCAUCACACAUUCACUAUCAAUGUAGCUGAUUCUGUAACAUCUAACAUUCCUGCAUCUUUAUUUUAUUCAACUCAAUAUAGUCCUGAAGGAGUUACGUCUGUUUAGCUUCUUUUUAAGAACACACAAAUCUGUGUGGAGCUGGUUACUGGCUGAGCUAUUGUCAGGCAUCUUUGUAAUAUUUAAAACACAUUCAUCAUCAUUUAAUUUAAUUUAGGCAACAUAUUUUGCUGCUUUGUCUGUGUCCUACUUGGAUUAAAGUGUGAUGUGGAUGAGAGGCUUCAGUGUUUUACCACAGUCAAAAAUUCAGAAUCAUUUAACAAAGUGAGAAGGAAUUUCUCACAUUUGAAAAUAUGCAGACCGAAGUAUUACCUCCCAAUGACCACGUUUUAAUCACACUAAAGCCAGGUAUCACAAGAUUUGUGUUCCAGUUGUUUAUAUGUAAAAAACUGCUAUUUUAAUUAAGAUAAUACAUAUAACAUUAUGAGGUAUGUUAAUAUAAAGGUAAUUGUAAUGUUUGGAUAAAAUUUGGAUUACAUUUUUUGUUAACACAAAUAAAGCCCUGUAAUAGGAACUGAAUGAGCAUCUUUCAUCAUGCUGAACCUCCUCGAUAUUUAAAGCAAAAUACUUAAUAUGCACCACCAAUCAUUAAUACAGUAAGUAACAGAAGGGCACCUUCUCAAAUAUCACAGCAUCAGCACAAUGUCAUCCUUUAUUAAACUGAGAGGGACCGACAGUUCUGACUGUUACAUUUCUCCAAUAGAUGGCAUUGGAAGCUCAUCUUCAGGAUGGUUUGAGAUCAAGCUUGGCCAAUGAAAGAUGUAUACUUGCCAGUACUUUAUAGACAAAAUGAGGCAGAUUCAUAUCAAGUAUUCAGUAUAAGAAUAAGAAACUGGGAUUAUGACUUGGACAGACAUAAAGCAUGAGCAGUUUUCCCAAAAUCUAGCAUUUUAAAUGUUUUGUUUCAUUACUUUGUUUCCUCUGUUACUUCCUGUAAAGACACUUUUGAAGC
Messenger RNA from Etheostoma cragini (Arkansas darter), 3905 nucleotides. Its product is annotated as sodium bicarbonate transporter-like protein 11. Gene Ontology annotation, molecular function: solute:inorganic anion antiporter activity. Gene Ontology annotation, cellular component: basolateral plasma membrane; plasma membrane. Bases 175 to 2727 code for a protein of 850 amino acids. The transcript has 20 exons. Lineage: Eukaryota; Metazoa; Chordata; Actinopteri; Perciformes; Percidae. The record is from RefSeq and is a predicted model, not a curated record. Gene Ontology annotation, biological process: monoatomic anion transport; monoatomic ion homeostasis; transmembrane transport.